Molecule: messenger RNA, 3526 nt
Organism: Tachysurus vachellii
Lineage: Eukaryota; Metazoa; Chordata; Actinopteri; Siluriformes; Bagridae
Gene: hcn4l
Product: hyperpolarization activated cyclic nucleotide-gated potassium channel 4l
Exons: 8
Coding region: 1-3516 (1171 amino acids)
Biological process (GO): transmembrane transport; potassium ion transport
Cellular component (GO): membrane
Molecular function (GO): voltage-gated potassium channel activity
Source: RefSeq, a predicted model, not a curated record
AUGGACAGGUUGCAUUCUUCCAUGCGCAAGCGUCUUUACAGCUUGCCCCAUCAAUUUGGAAAUAAAUUGGACGAAGGCGACGCGGACGCGCGGAGGAAGAGCGUACGCAUGAAGUCGCUGGCGCCUUCAGUCUCUCCAGAGGCCGCGAGCGUCGAUCCAGACGCGCCUGGUGCGCUCAGAGGUAACGCGAACGGAGACUGCCGGAGGUUUAAAGGUAGUCUGUCGUCCGUCACCAGCCGCCACGGAGCGGACGCCGAAGCGCACGAACAGAAGCGCCUCAUCGCUGAAGAGGAAGACGACGACAGCGGUGGAGGAGACGGAAGUCCAGAAGAAGAUGAUGGAGCAGCGGCGGCGGGCGCGCGCGGCGCUGCUGGAGGUGGCGCGGAGAGCCAGCCCUCGGCCUCGGAUGAGCACGCGACUUUCAUUAAGUUGGAGGGCAUCGAGCAGAUGGCGCCCGACGACGAGCGCCUCUACCACUCGGGCUUCGUGCACCGGCAGCUGGGCGCCAUGCUGCAGCCAGGAGUCAACAAGUUCUCUCUCCGCAUGUUCGGUAGUGAGAAGGCGGUGGAGCGCGAACAGGAGCGAGUCAAAUCGGUCGGGUCGUGGAUCAUUCACCCGUACAGCGACUUUAGGUUCUAUUGGGACCUGAUCAUGCUGCUUUUAAUGGUCGGAAAUCUGAUCAUCAUCCCAGUGGGCAUCACAUUCUUCAAAGAUGAACAUACGCCGGCCUGGAUUGUUUUCAACGUGGUCUCUGAUACCUUCUUUUUAGUGGACCUUGUCCUGAACUUCCGGACUGGCAUUGUGAAGGAGGAAAGCACAGAGAUCAUCCUGGAUCCACAGCAGAUAAAGGUGAGGUACCUGCGCAGCUGGUUUGCCGUGGACUUUAUCUCCUCCAUUCCUGUAGAUUACAUCUUCCUCAUCGUUGAGACACGGAUUGACUCAGACUUCUACAAGACAGCCAGAGCUUUGAGGAUUGUUCGCUUUACGAAGAUUCUGAGUUUGCUCAGGUUGCUGCGACUGUCCCGCCUCAUCAGAUACAUUCAUCAGUGGGAGGAGAUUUUUCACAUGACCUAUGACCUGGCUAGUGCUAUGGUGCGUAUAGUGAAUCUGAUUGGUAUGAUGCUGUUGCUGUGCCACUGGGAUGGCUGUCUGCAGUUCCUUGUGCCUAUGCUUCAGGACUUUCCUGCCGACUGCUGGGUAUCCAAAAACAAAAUGGUGAAUGAUACUUGGGGUCAACAGUACUCCUACGCCCUGUUUAAGGCUAUGAGCCACAUGCUGUGUAUUGGGUAUGGCAUGUACCCACCCGUGGGCAUGACAGACGUGUGGCUGACCAUCCUCAGCAUGAUUGUGGGUGCCACCUGCUAUGCCAUGUUUGUAGGUCAUGCCACUGCCCUUAUUCAAUCACUAGACUCGUCUCGGCGGCAAUACCAGGAGAAGUAUAAACAAGUGGAGCAGUACAUGUCCUUCCACAAGCUUCCUGCUGACAUGCGCCAAAGGAUCCAUGACUACUAUGAGCACCGUUAUCAGGGCAAGAUGUUCGAUGAAGAGAGCAUACUUGGAGAGCUAAAUGAGCCACUCCGAGAGGAGAUCAUCAGUUUCAACUGUCGAAAGCUGGUGGCCACUAUGCCCUUGUUUGCUAAUGCGGAUCCCAACUUUGUAACCUCCAUGCUGACCAAACUACGCUUUGAAGUCUUCCAGCCAGGAGACUACAUCAUUCGGGAAGGCACCAUAGGAAAGAAAAUGUAUUUUAUCCAACAUGGCAUGCUAACUGUUCAGACCAAGGGCAGUAAAGAUACAAAGCUUUCAGAUGGGUCUUACUUUGGAGAGAUUUGUUUGCUGACUCUGGGCAGAAGAACAGCCAGUGUGAGAGCAGAGACAUACUGCCGUCUGUAUUCUCUAUCUGUGGACAACUUUAACGAAGUGUUGGAAGAGUAUCCAAUGAUGCGUCGGGCUUUUGAAACAGUAGCCCUUGAUCGUCUAGACCGCAUUGGAAAGAAAAACUCUGUUCUUCAGACCAAAGUGCAGCGAGAUCUCAACUCAGGUGUGCUGAACUUUCAGGAGAAUGAAAUCAUCCAGCAGAUUGUACAGCAUGAUAGGGACAUGGCUCUCUGUGCCCACCUAAUGCAGACCCCCUCACUAGGUGCUCAACAAACUCCAGCUCCUUCUACUCACACUCCAGUUAUCUGGGCUCCUCUUAUCCAGGCUCCACUCCAAGCUGCUGCAGCCACUACCUCAGUGGCGAUUGCCCUUACCCGCCAUCCACAUCUGCCUCAUACACUUUUCCGGCCACCUGUACCCAUGUUGAGUUCACUGAAAGAUCAACCAGGACAUUUUAAAAGGUUUCCAGUGGUUUCUGGUGUUACUGCAUUGGGUAGCUCAUCUUCUGGUGCGAGUUCUCAACUUGGAUCUGGUGUGGAGACGCCUAUUUUGGAUUCACUGAGAGCCAAGAGUUCUGCAACAUCUUCCUCACCUCCUUUGCCUUCUGCCUCCAGUUCUUUGCUGUCUUCCACAACAACCACAAUUACCACAAUCACAUCCAGCAUCAGCGAGGCCUCCACUUUUUCCCAGAGACCCCUCAGCACCUAUGGUUCUGGAUUCUCCAGUGUUGCUCAACUUCAUCCCCAACCUAAGCUUCCACAUGCUUCCUUCUCCAGCAUUACUGCGCCACUGCCUGGUUUCUUUCAACAAGGGGCAGUAGGUAGAGACCUGGCACAAUUUGCCAUGCCCUCUGCCUCUACCAUCACUCCUUUGAUAGCCCACUCCAUUAGCCCUAUACUGACACAACUGCAGUCCACUCAGCCAAAGCCUCCUCAAGUUAAGUACAUUCAGGAAGUAAGCAAGCCAGUUAGGACAACCACUCCAUCACCUCCUACUGGAUCCCCACUUUUCUCUGCAAAUGUCUUAGAGCCACAUGUCCCAAACCCACGGACUCAGGAUUCACAAAGCAGAGAUCAUCCCUCACGGCUAUCACAUGAACCAUCUGUUUUGGCUUCACUUGCUCAGUAUGGCUCUGGAAAUGCUUCCCCUUGUAGCACCCCACCAGCUUGGAGCCCUACAUUUCAGAGUCCUGUGGUGCAGAGAAAGCGGACACCCAUUAAUAGCAAUCCCUCGAGUACCUCAGGAUCCCAAAGCUCUCUCCUGACCCCACAGACCCUUUGUACUCUGACAUCCCAGUCACAAGAGAAGGUGGGGUCUCUGGUUAAUCUCCCUUCUCAAGAUGUCAGCACUAUUUCCAUAUCACUUCCUUCCCCACGACUCUUUGACAGGCCCAAACUAGUAAGACAAGGCCCACAUGUCCCAGAUCAGUCACAUCUUGUAACAGUGUCUGGAUUUAGCCAUACUUCUUUCCCAAACCCUGUUACCAAGUAUAGUUCAAUACCUGGCCAUGUGACACUGUCAAGACAGACUUCCAAAGUGUCCCAAUCCCAGACUGGGUCUUCUAGUGGUCCUGGGUCUCGAGACAGUUCCAUUCCAGGGACACCAAGCUUACAGCCCAAACUCCCAUCAAACUUAUGAGAAUGGAAUA